Molecule: messenger RNA, 1452 nt
Organism: Eruca vesicaria subsp. sativa (arugula)
Lineage: Eukaryota; Viridiplantae; Streptophyta; Magnoliopsida; Brassicales; Brassicaceae
Source: the annotation of a GenBank genome assembly
GAAAAAGUUGCUCAUUCCAAAACAGCGAGAGGAGAAAGCGAGAGAGAGAGAGAGACAAGGCGGAAAAAAUGGCGGAGAUGUCUUACCUUCAGAUCCACGACCCAAACGACGCCGUUUUGAACCAUUUCAACCGUAACCACCGUCGAAACCACCAAUCGCUCUCCCAGAUCCUCGAUUCCCUUCCUCCCUGGAUCCAAUCCGACGACGAUCUCUACACCGAUUUUACUUCCGAAGUCGACGUUUCGGAAACCGCCGAAGGUCUCGAUCUCGAUCUACUCGAGAGGCGAAGCUUCGUCAUGGAUUUGUUCCACCAGCGCGUUGAGCAAUCUCAGGUGAGUCCCCUUGACGACGACGACGAUUACGGUUCAGAUUCUGGUUUUGGUGUGGUGGAUGGAAAUCGCGACAUGCGCGGGGGUAGUUUAGGGUUAGAAUCUGGUAGAGAUUUUGUUGAUUGUGAUGUUGAUGAUGAUGAUGAUGAUGAAGAAGAUUUGUUUGAUCGGAUUAGGUACUUAGGAAUUGAUUCUGGAGAUGUUAUAGUUACAGUUGAAUCAGGUUUUGAUUUUGAUUCUGAUGUUGAAGAAGAUGAUCUAGAGAAAGAGAAUUGGGGUAUAGAGUUGGAUGAAGAAGAAGAAGAAGAUGAUGAGUAUGUGAAUGAUGAUGAUGAUAGUGUGACAAUCUCUCUUUGUCACUUGGAAGAUGAGUGGGAAGAAGUUGAUGAUGGUGAUGGUGAUGAUGAUGAUGAGAGGGCGGUUUUCGCGGCGGAAGAAGAAGAAGAAGCUGAAGCUGAUGAUAACAACUCUGUUUCAGUUUCUGUCUCUGCUACAAUCUCUCUAGAAGAUUUAGCUAUAGGUGAGAGGAGAGGGUAUCUAGGGUGGGAGGUUUUGUUGAACUCUCGUAGUCUCGAGUUUAACCUAGACGAUGCAGAGAGCAACAUGGAGUUAUACAUUGGUGGUGAUAUUGAUCAACAAGAAGAUGAUGAAGAUUAUCUUCAUACAACUGAGUAUGAGAUGUUGUUCGAGGCUGAGAUCUCUUCUGGUCUUGGUAAGCCUCCAGCUUCCAAAUCAUUUGUAAAGAAUCUCAAAGUCUCUCCUUUGACCAAAGAGGAUGUUAAGGAGAAGGGUGAUGAUGGUGAUGAUGCAAUGUGUUGUGCGGUUUGUAGAGAAGAGAUGAAUGUUGGGAAUGAGGUUGCGGAGUUGCCUUGUAGACACAAGUAUCAUGGUGAGUGUAUUGUUCCAUGGCUUGGGAUUAGGAACACGUGUCCGGUUUGUCGUUUUGAGUUGCCUUCGGAUGAGACUGAACAGAGCCGGUUUUGAAAAUUAGGGUUUACAAUAGAGGAAGUUGAUGAUGAUGAUGAUGACUUUGUUUGUGAUUAAUAACAUGAUAAGCUGACUUGUGUUUGUUUGUUCUAAGAAAAAAACAUUGCUUAUAUUUACAAAUUUUUAUAAAAUAUUU